Molecule: messenger RNA, 6622 nt
Organism: Sorex araneus (European shrew)
Lineage: Eukaryota; Metazoa; Chordata; Mammalia; Eulipotyphla; Soricidae
Gene: CIT
Product: citron rho-interacting serine/threonine kinase
Exons: 47
Coding region: 1-6162 (2053 amino acids)
Biological process (GO): peptidyl-threonine phosphorylation; actomyosin structure organization
Cellular component (GO): cytoskeleton; cytoplasm
Molecular function (GO): ATP binding; protein serine/threonine kinase activity
Source: RefSeq, a predicted model, not a curated record
AUGUUGAAGUUCAAGUACGGGGGCGCCCGGAACCCCCCGGAUGCUGGUGCCGCCGAGCCCAUUGCCAGUCGGGCCUCCAGGCUGAACCUUCUCUUUCAGGGGAAACCACCCUUCCUGACUCAACAGCAGAUGUCUCCUCUUUCCCGGGAAGGGAUACUGGAUGCCCUCUUUGUUCUCUUCGAAGAAUGCAGUCAGCCUGCUCUGAUGAAGAUCAAACACGUGAGCAACUUUGUCCGGAAGUAUGCCGACACCAUUGCGGAGCUCCAGCAGCUGCAGCCGGCAGCCAAGGACUUUGAGGUUCGAAGCCUUGUUGGCUCUGGUCACUUUGCUGAGGUGCACGUGGUCAGAGAGCGCGCGACGGGGGACAUCUACGCCAUGAAGGUCAUGAAGAAGAAGGCCUUGCUGGCCCAGGAGCAGGUCUCAUUUUUUGAGGAGGAGAGAAACAUCCUGUCUCAGAGUGCCAGCCCGUGGAUCCCCCAGCUGCAGUAUGCCUUCCAAGACACAGAUAACCUGUACCUGGUCAUGGAAUAUCAGCCUGGCGGGGACUUGCUGUCACUGCUGAACAGAUAUGAGGAGCAGUUAGAUGAAAGUAUGAUUCAGUUUUACCUGGCUGAACUGAUUUUGGCCGUCCACAGUGUCCACCAGAUGGGCUAUGUUCACCGGGACAUCAAACCCGAGAACAUUCUCAUUGACCGCACAGGACACCUCAAGCUGGUGGACUUCGGAUCUGCUGCUAAAAUGAAUUCGGAUAAAAUGGUGAACUCCAGGCUCCCGAUUGGGACCCCCGAUUACAUGGCCCCUGAGGUGCUGACCGUGAUGAACGGGGACGGAAGAGGAGCCUAUGGCCCGGACUGCGACUGGUGGGCCGUGGGCGUGAUCACCUAUGAAAUGAUUUACGGGCGCUCCCCGUUCACCGAGGGCACCUCUGCCCGCACCUUCAACAACAUCAUGAACUUCCAGCCGGCUGCAGCCCCGGGAGCCCACGGCGACAGCGGGCAGCCCACUGGUGACGGGCAAGUGUGCAGCGCUGGCCGCCCGCGGGAGCUUAGUGGGGCUGCGGGCAGCGGAGCCAGCGUGCGCCGCCCCUGGCCGGGAGUCGCGCCUGACCGAGCUCCUCCCCCCUUCGUUCCCACCCUCAAGUCUGAUGAUGACACCUCCAAUUUUGAUGAACCAGAGAAGAAUUCGUGGGUUCCAUCCUCUGCGAGCCAGCUGAGCCCCUCCGGCUUCUCGGGCGCGGGACUGCCGUUCCUGGGCUUCUCCUACAGCAGGGCGCUGGGGGUUCUCGGUCGAUCUGAGUCAGCUGUGUCGGGCCUGGACUCCCCUGCCAAGACUAGCUCCAUGGAAAAGAAACUCCUCAUCAAAAGCAAAGAGCUGCAAGACUCCCAGGACAAGUGCCACAAGAUGGAGCAGGAAAUGACCCGGUUACAUCGGCGCGUGUCAGAGGUGGAGGCUGUCCUUAGUCAGAAGGAGGUGGAGCUGAAGGCCUCCGAGACUCAGCGGUCCCUCCUGGAGCAGGACCUGGCCACCUACAUCACAGAAUGCAGUAGCUUAAAGCGAAGUCUGGAGCAAGCGCGGAUGGAGGUGUCCCAGGAGGACGACAAAGCGCUGCAGCUUCUCCACGAUAUCAGAGAGCAGAGCCGGAAGCUCCAGGAGAUCAAAGAGCAGGAGUACCAGGCUCAGGUGGAAGAAAUGAGGUUGAUGAUGAAUCAGUUGGAGGAGGACCUCGUCUCUGCCAGACGACGGAGCGACCUCUACGAGUCCGAGCUCAGAGAGUCUCGGCUGGCAGCUGAAGAGUUCAAAAGGAAGGCUACGGAGUGUCAGCACAAACUGCUGAAGGCGAAGGAUCCGGGGAAGCCUGAAGUCGGGGAAUUUUCCAAACUGGAGAAGAUCAAUGCGGAGCAGCAGCUCAAAAUUCAGGAGCUCCAAGAGAAACUGGAAAAGGCUGUCAAAGCCAGCACGGAGGCCACCGAGCUGCUGCAGAACAUCCGCCAGGCCAAGGAGCGCGCCGAGCGCGAGCUGGAACGGCUGCAGACGCGGGAGGACUCGUCCGAAGGCAUCAAAAAGAAGCUGAUGGAAGCGGAGGAACGCCGCCAUUCCCUGGAGAACAAGGUAAAGAGGCUAGAGACCGUGGAGCGUAGAGAAAACAGACUGAAGGAUGACAUCCAGACAAAAUCCCAACAGAUCCAGCAGAUGGCUGAUAAAAUUCUGGAGCUGGAGGAGAAGCACCGGGAGGCCCAGGUCUCAGCCCAGCACCUCGAGGUGCACCUGAAGCAGAAAGAGCAGCACUAUGAGGAGAAAAUUAAAGUGCUGGACAAUCAGAUCAAGAAAGACCUGGCGGAUAAGGAGACCCUGGAGAACAUGAUGCAGAGACACGAAGAGGAGGCCCACGAGAAAGGCAAAAUCCUCAGCGAGCAGAAGGCGAUGAUCAACGCCAUGGACUCCAAGAUCAGGUCGCUGGAGCAGAGGAUCGUGGAGCUGUCCGAGGCCAACAAGCUGGCGGCCAACAGCAGUCUGUUCACCCAGAGGAACAUGAAGGCCCAGGAAGAGAUGAUUUCCGAACUCCGACAACAGAAGUUUUACCUGGAGACUCAGGCGGGGAAGCUGGAGGCCCAGAACCGGAAGCUGGAGGAACAGCUGGAGAAGAUGAGCCACCAGGACCACACUGACAAGAGUCGGCUGCUCGAGCUGGAGACCAGGCUGCGAGAGGUGAGCCUUGAGCACGAGGAGCAGAAGCUGGAGCUGAAGCGGCAGCUCACGGAGUUGCAGCUCUCGCUGCAGGAGCGCGAGUCCCAGCUGACGGCCCUGCAGGCGGCCCGCGCGGCCCUGGAGAGCCAGCUGCGCCAGGCCAAGACGGAGCUGGAGGAGACGACCGCCGAGGCCGAGGAGGAGAUCCAGGCCCUCACGGCACAUAGAGAUGAAAUCCAGCGCAAAUUCGAUGCCCUUCGUAACAGCUGCACUGUCAUCACGGACCUGGAGGAGCAGCUGAACCGGCUGACCGAGGACAACGCCGAGCUCAACAACCAGAACUUCUACUUGUCCAAACAACUCGACGAGGCCUCGGGCGCCAGCGACGAGCUGGUGCAGCUGCGGAGCGAGGUGGACCACCUCCGCCGAGAGAUCUCGGAGCGGGAGAUGCAGCUCACCAGCCAGAAGCAAACGAUGGAGGCGCUGAAGACCACCUGCACCAUGCUGGAGGAGCAGGUCAUGGACCUGGAGGCCCUCAACGACGAGCUGCUGGAGAAGGAGCGCCAGUGGGAGGCCUGGAGGAGCGUCCUCGGCGACGAGAAGUCCCAGUUCGAGUGCCGCGUGCGGGAGCUGCAGCGGAUGCUGGACACCGAGAAGCAGAGCAGGGCGCGCGCCGACCAGCGGAUCACCGAGUCCCGCCAGGUCGUGGAGCUGGCGGUGAAGGAGCACAAGGCGGAGAUUCUCGCCCUGCAGCAGGCGCUCAAGGAGCAGAAGCUGAAAGCCGAGAGCCUCUCGGACAAGCUCAAUGACCUGGAGAAGAAACAUGCCAUGCUCGAGAUGAACGCCCGGAGUUUGCAGCAGAAACUGGAGACGGAACGCGAGCUCAAGCAGAGACUGCUGGAAGAGCAAGCCAAACUGCAGCAGCAGAUGGACCUGCAGAAGAACCACAUUUUCCGCCUGACGCAAGGGCUGCAGGAAGCUCUCGAUCGGGCCGAUCUGCUGAAGACGGAAAGGAGUGACCUGGAGUAUCAGCUUGAGAAUAUCCAGGUUCUCUAUUCUCACGAAAAGGUGAAAAUGGAAGGCACCAUUUCCCAGCAAACCAAACUCAUCGAUUUCUUGCAAGCCAAAAUGGACCAACCUGCCAAAAAGAAAAAGGUUCCUCUGCAGUACAAUGAGCUGAAGGCGGCGCUGGAGAAGGAGAAAGCCCGCUGCGCCGAGCUGGAGGAAGCCCUCCAGAAGACCCGCAUCGAGCUCCGCUCCGCGCGCGAGGAAGCUGCCCACCGGAAAGCCGUGGACCACCCGCACCCGUCGACACCGGCCACCGCCAGGCAGCAGAUUGCCAUGUCGGCGAUCGUGCGGUCCCCCGAGCACCAGCCCAGUGCCAUGAGCCUGCUGGCCCCGCCCUCCAGCCGCAGGAAGGAGUCCUCCACCCCCGAGGAAUUCAGCCGGCGUCUGAAAGAGCGCAUGCACCACAACAUCCCUCACCGGUUCAACGUGGGACUGAACAUGCGUGCCACCAAGUGCGCUGUGUGCCUGGACACGGUGCACUUUGGACGCCAGGCCUCCAAAUGCCUCGAGUGCCAGGUGAUGUGCCACCCCAAGUGUUCCACGUGCUUGCCCGCCACCUGCGGGCUGCCGGCCGAGUACGCCACGCACUUCACCGAGGCCUUCUGCCGUGACAAGAUGAACUCCCCGGGCCUCCAGAGCAAGGAUCCCGGCAGCAGCUUGCACCUGGAAGGGUGGAUGAAGGUGCCCAGGAAUAACAAACGAGGGCAGCAAGGCUGGGACCGGAAGUACAUCGUUCUGGAGGGAUCGAAGGUCCUCAUCUACGACAACGAGGCCAGAGAAGCUGGACAGAGGCCGGUGGAGGAAUUUGAGCUGUGCCUUCCCGACGGGGAUGUCUCCAUCCACGGCGCCGUUGGUGCUUCCGAGCUCGCAAACACAGCCAAAGCAGACGUCCCCUACAUUCUGAAGAUGGAGUCGCACCCGCACACCACCUGCUGGCCUGGGAGGUCCCUCUACCUGCUCGCGCCCAGCUUCCCCGACAAGCAGCGCUGGGUCAGCGCCCUGGAGUCUGUGGUCGCGGGUGGGAGAGUGUCCAGGGAAAAGGCAGAAGCUGACGCGAAACUGCUUGGAAACUCUCUGCUAAAGCUGGAAGGCGACGACCGCCUGGACAUGAACUGCACGCUGCCCUUCAGUGACCAGGUGGUGCUGGUGGGCACCGAGGAAGGGCUGUACGCACUGAAUGUCUUGAAAAACGCCCUCACCCACGUCCCCGGCAUCGGAGCGGUCUUCCAGAUCUACAUCAUCAAGGACCUGGAGAAGCUGCUCAUGAUAGCAGGCGAAGAGCGGGCCCUGUGCCUCGUGGAUGUGAAGAAGGUGAAGCAGUCCCUGGCGCAGUCGCACCUGCCCGCCCAGCCCGACGUCUCGCCCAACGUCUUCGAGGCUGUCAAGGGCUGCCACCUGUUUGCCGCCGGCAAGAUUGAGAACGGGCUCUGCAUCUGCGCCGCCAUGCCCAACAAGGUCGUCAUCCUCCGCUACAACGAGAACCUCAGCAAGUACUGCAUCCGGAAAGAGAUCGAGACCUCGGAGCCCUGCAGCUGCAUCCACUUCACCAGUUACAGCAUCCUCAUCGGGACCAACAAGUUCUACGAGAUCGACAUGAAGCAGUACACGCUGGAGGAGUUCCUGGACAAGAACGACCACUCCUUGGCGGCCGCCGUGUUCGCCUCGUCUUCCAACAGCUUCCCGGUGGCCAUCGUGCAGGUGAACGGCGCGGGGCAGCGGGAGGAGUACCUGCUCUGCUUCCACGAAUUCGGGGUAUUUGUGGAUUCUUACGGAAGACGCAGCCGCACUGACGAUCUCAAGUGGAGUCGCUUACCUUUGGCCUUUGCCUACCGGGAGCCCUACCUGUUUGUGACCCACUUCAACUCCCUGGAGGUCAUUGAGAUCCAGGCCCGCUCCUCUCUGGGGACCCCCGCCCGAGCGUACCUGGAAAUCCCCAACCCGCGCUACCUGGGCCCCGCGAUUUCCUCGGGCGCCAUCUACCUGGCGUCCUCGUACCAGGACAAGCUGAGGAUCAUCUGCUGCAAAGGCAACCUCGUGAAGGAGUCGGGCACCGACCACCACCGGGGCCCCUCCACCUCCCGCAGCCCCAACAAGCGAGGCCCACCCACCUACAAUGAGCACAUCACCAAGCGAGUGGCCUCCAGCCCGGCGCCCCCCGAAGGCCCCGGCCACCCGCGAGAGCCAAGCACACCCCACCGCUACCGCGAGGGACGGACGGAGCUGCGCAGGGACAAGUCCCCCGGGCGGCCCCUGGAGCGCGAGAAGUCUCCGGGCCGGGUGCUGAGCACGCGGAGGGAGCGCUCCCCCGGGAGGCUGUUCGAGGACAGCAGCCGGGGCCGGCUGCCCGUGGGCGCCGUGAGGACCCCCCUGUCCCAGGUCAACAAGGUCUGGGAUCAGUCUUCUGUGUAACCCUUCGCCAGAGACCAACUCCUCAUCUCCGUCCGCGGGAACACACUGAACCACUCGGGAACUCUGCUGAAGGGGAGCCCAGCGCCCACCUGCCCAGCUGCCCCGUGGCACGGCUGGACCCCGAGCCAGCUCGGCCCGGGCACCCCUGCGUCAGGAGGGGCGGGGGGCUGAGCCCCGAGGAGGCUUCCUGCAGCUCUCCUUCGCACUCUGUUCCUCUUUCCAAGCGUUCAUGGACUUUGUCCCUCGCCCCAGCGCCCCCACCCCCACGCCCGUCCGUGGGGGGGGGGGGGGCGGCGAGCCAGCCCGCGCCGCUGACCACAGGGUCAGGCUCCCACGCGGGGCGACGGCGGCCCUGCGCCCGGCUGCUGCUGCUGCUGCUGCUUUCAGCGCGGGGUUCCUCCUUUCUCCCCUUUUUCUUUUUGAAAAGACCACAGACUUCUCUUGGCGUGACUCGCCCCGA